GCGGCCCCCGUGCGGCGCGGGCACGGCGCUCCCGGGAUGAAGCGGUGCCGCUCGGACGAGCUGCAGCAGCCCGAGGAGGAUCCCGGCGCCGCGGGGGAAUCGCCCGGUCACGGCGUGAUGGAGGGCAAGGCCGGCGAGGCGGCGGCGGCCCCCGAGGCGGGCGCUGUCCCGGCGCCGCCGCGCUCCAAGCCCCCCGACCUGAAGAAAAUCCAGCAGCUCUCCGAGGGCUCCAUGUUCAGCCACGGCCUCAAGCACCUGUUCCACAGCCGCCGGCGCUCGCGGGAGCGCGACCAGCAGAGCUCACAGGACCCGGCCACCCCGGGCCCAGCGGCGGCCGCCGCCUCAUCCACACCGCACGGCGUGGCCUCGGACCACGACUCCCCGGACGAGAAGGAGCGUUCCCCGGAGAUGCACCGCGUGUCCUACGCCGUGUCCCUGCACGACCUGCCCGCGCGGCCCACGGCCUUCAACCGCGUGCUGCAGCAGAUCCGCUCGCGGCCCUCCAUCAAGCGCGGCACCAGCCUGCACGGCGCCGGCCGCCGCGCCAAGAGCGGCUCGCUGGAGCCGCAGAAGGGCAGCCCCCACCUCGGCCGCAAGGCCCCCCAGGACAGCGGCCUCACGGCCAUCCUGCAUCAGCACCAGGGCAGGCCCAGGUCCUCGUCCACCACGGACACGGCCAUCCUGCUGGCCGAGGGUGGGGCUGUCUACCUGCUGGCCGAGGACAGCGAGGGGCUGGCGGAUAAGCUGGACAAGGGCGACGUGACCACCCUGAACCUGCCGGCGGGCGCCGGCGGGCAUGGCGACGCCGACGGCCCCGUGUGCCUGGACGUGCCCGAUGGCACCCCCGACCCUCAGCGCACCAAAGCCGCCAUCGAGCACCUGCACCAGAAGAUCCUCAAGAUCACGGAGCAGAUCAAGAUCGAGCAGGAGGCGCGGGACGACAACGUGGCCGAGUACCUGAAGCUGGCCAACAACGCCGACAAGCAGCAGGCGUCGCGCAUCAAGCAGGUGUUCGAGAAGAAGAACCAGAAGUCGGCGCAGACCAUCGCGCAGCUGCACAAGAAGCUGGAGCACUACCACAAGAAGCUGAAGGAGAUCGAGCAGAACGGCCCCAGCCGCCAGCCCAAGGAUGUUUUCCGGGACAUGCACCAAGGGCUGAAGGAUGUGGGCGCCAACGUCCGCUCCAGCAUCAGCGGCUUCAGCGGCGGCGUGGUGGAGGGGGUCAAGGGGGGGCUCUCGGGGCUCUCCCAGGCCACGCACACGGCCGUGGUGUCCAAGCCGCGCGAGUUCGCCAGCCUGAUCCGCAACAAGUUCGGCAGCGCCGACAACAUCGCGCACCUGAAGGACACGCUGGACGACGGGCACCCCGAGGAGGCCUCGCGCGCGCUGAGCGGCAGCGCCACGCUGGUGUCCAGCCCCAAGUACGGCAGCGAUGACGAGUGCUCCAGCGCCACCUCGGGCUCUGCCGGGGGCAGCAACUCUGGGGCAGGGCCCGGCGGCUUGGGGAGCCCCAAGUCCAACACGCUGGACAGCCACCACAACAACUUCGACACCAUCCUGGAGGAGCUGCGGGAGAUCAAGGACAGCCAGUCGCACCUGGAGGACUCCAUGGAGGACCUGAAGGCCCAGCUGCAGAGGGAUUACACCUACAUGACCCAGUGCUUGCAGGAGGAGCGAUACAGGUACGAGCGCCUGGAGGAGCAGCUGAACGACCUGACGGAGCUGCACCAGAACGAGAUGACCAACCUGAAGCAGGAGCUGGCCAGCAUGGAGGAGAAGGUGGCCUACCAGUCCUACGAGAGGGCUCGGGACAUCCAGGAGGCCGUGGAGUCGUGCCUGACGCGGGUGACCAAGCUGGAGCUGCAGCAGCAGCAGCAGCAGGUGGUGCAGCUGGAAGGGGUGGAGAACGCCAACGCCCGGGCCCUGCUGGGCAAGUUCAUCAACGUCAUCCUGGCCCUGAUGGCCGUGCUGCUCGUCUUCGUCUCCACCAUCGCCAACUUCAUCACGCCGCUCAUGAAGACCCGCAUGCGCAUCCUCAGCACCGCCCUGCUCGUCCUCUUCCUCUUCUUCCUCUGGAAGCACUGGGACUCCAUCAGCUACUUGCUGGAGCACGUGCUGCUCCCCAGCUGAUCCGACAGCCCCCGGGGAGUUUUUGGUUCCCGACGAGGAGAGGGGACACGAAAGGGGGUGAGGGUCCGGAGCCUUCUCCGUGCGCUCGGCUCAGCUGCGUUCCCGGCCCUCCACGGCAGCCUCUUGGAUCUGGGAUCCCUCUGGGAUGUUUGGGAAGGGUGGGGUGUGGAGCAAGGAGGAGUUUUGGAAGGCACCAGCGAUUUCUGGCUUUUUCUGAAGGGUUUUGGGUGGUUUUUUUGGGUGGUUUUUUUGGGUGGUUUUCUGAAGGUCGUCCUGAAGCCCCCAGGAAGGAGAUUAUCUCCAGGGGUCUUCUAGUGGGAUGGAUUGAGCUGGACCAAAGCUGGCUCUGGGAGAACUUCCAGCAGGGAGAGGAGAGGGGUUCACUGGGGCAGGAUUUUCCCUUUCGGGCAAAAGAGGAAAAUGCCAAAAGUGGAUUUUCCCCUUGGUGGCAAAAAAGUCGUGGGACGGAGCGCAAGCAAAGCAGGUGGAGAUGGAGACAGCAGGGCCACCACAAACAGACACAGCAGGACACACGCGUGGCACCAGCCUGUGGCGCAGCGCGGGGCUGUGACACCGCCCGCUGUCCCCGCAGGGGCUGGCACGGCCAGGGCGGUCAGCAGCGGCACAAAGCACACGCCCCCCGCGCUGGUUCCAUCUCCUGACCUCCCAACUCUUUGGCUUUAGUCGAUCCGAUCUCUUCAGGGACGCCCGGCCUCGUUCCAGCCUCUGCCCCGUGUUGUGUGUGCGUGUGCGUGUGUGCGGUUUUUAAUUUCAUUCCAGACUCUGUUUCCAUUUGUGGAUCGAAGCUGGUGGGGCAGGGCGGGGAGGGGCAGCAGCUGCCCUCCAGCCCCGCCCCAGAGCACAGCAUGCUGUCUCGGAUGGUUCUUAAAUUAUUUCAUACCUAUAUAUUUAUGUAAUAUAUCUAUA
Camarhynchus parvulus is the source of this 3057-nucleotide messenger RNA. It is a transcript of the gene TMCC2, whose product is annotated as transmembrane and coiled-coil domain family 2. The transcript is spliced from 5 exons. Gene Ontology annotation, cellular component: endomembrane system. The record is from RefSeq and is a predicted model, not a curated record. Gene Ontology annotation, biological process: amyloid precursor protein metabolic process. The coding region runs from base 37 to 2130 and encodes 697 amino acids. NCBI's taxonomy places the organism in Eukaryota, Metazoa, Chordata, Aves, Passeriformes, Thraupidae.